CCAUUUAUAAAUCUCAACGUUCAUGCACUUGUUCAAACCACAUCUCUCCUCAAACAAAACCAAAUCCAAAAUGGUCCCUGUAGAAAUUGUUCAAGCUACUGAAGCUACCACUAGAUCCAUUAAUGAGCCACCCACAAGUCCCAGAAUCUCUUUCUCUGCUGAGUUUCUUGAUGAAAACAACUUCAUUUCCAUCAGCCCCCACACUGAAAACAUUGAAAAAGACCAAGAAAGAGAGAGAGAAAAGGCCAGAAUCAAUGUAGACUUUGAGUUUCUCUCUAACAAUAAUGUCAGUAGCCACACCAUGCUCACUGCAGAUGAGCUUUUCUUUGACGGAAAGCUUCUCCCUUUUUGGCAAAUGCAGCACUCAGAGAAGCUCAACAAGAUCAGCUUGAAGUCAAAAGAUGCGGAAGAAGAAGAGGUAAACAAAGAAGCGGCUGAACCUAGAGUAAGUUGGUUUGUUGAUGAUGACCCUUCUCCAAGGCCACCAAAAUGCACCGUUUUAUGGAAAGAGUUACUGAGGUUAAAGAAGCAACGUGCUUCUUCUUUGUCACCAUCUUCUUCUUCCUCCUCGACAUCAUCUUCUUCAAGCUCACUAGCCGAUGUGGCUACUACAGAAGCAAAGAAGGAAGGUGCUGGGAACAGAGAGAAGCAUGUGAAGAGGAUAAAGAAGGGGCUGGAGAGAACAAGAUCAGCAAGUAUCAGAAUAAGGCCAAUGAUAAAUGUGCCCAUUUGCACACAAGUGAAGAGCAGUGCUUUGCCACCUCUAUUUCCCCUCAAGAAAGGAAGAUUAGAGAGGUGAAUUAAAAAGAUCACAAAGUUGCAUGUAGCGGAAUUUUCAUCUCAUAUCUAGUAUUGUCUAAUAUGUUCAUUUCUUUAAAUUUCAUUCUACAUUUGAAUUUUUUUUUUUCUCUGUUUUCU
Molecule: messenger RNA, 918 nt
Organism: Pistacia vera
Lineage: Eukaryota; Viridiplantae; Streptophyta; Magnoliopsida; Sapindales; Anacardiaceae
Exons: 1
Coding region: 23-799 (258 amino acids)
Source: RefSeq, a predicted model, not a curated record